AUGCCUAAUCGUCGAAAUCCCUCAGAUUUGCCUCUAGUUCCUUUGACAGAUUCACAUUUGAGGACUGCUGGCAUGUCAUGGCUGACAUCCCCCUCAUACCGACAGUCCUCUCUGUCCUUUUCCGCUACAGCUUUCCAUUCUGUGACUGACGUUCUGUUGGAAAAUCCCAACCUCAAUUCCAGCCAUCUUUUCCGAGCUGAUAUCAUUUUUGAUAGCACUGGGAUCUUGAAGACUAAUCGGGAGAAAGAGGACUUCCGCUGCAUUCCGCCUUCCAACAGCCAUUUGGGUUGUGAGGAACAGCAACUUAAAACCAGCAAUGAAGACGAGGCUCUUCCUCCCUUACCGUUUCCUGGUUUCGAGCUUAGAAGAACCAUUCUCAGACGCUUGAUACCCCGAAAGCCGCAGCUUGACCAAUCAUUAUUGCAGACAUGUCACAUCUACACCGCUGAAGACGAAGAUCUAGCCGAUUUCGACGAGGUCCCUUCCAGCGAGAAGGCCCAUGAACAUGUAUUUGCCCCUCUAUCGCUCGAUGAGAAGCUCAGAAAUAAAUCGGUCUAUAGGCAGGCCGUCGCGCACCACUCCCAGCAUUUAGUAGUGUACCAACCACACGCUGAUCCUCUGACGGGGAAGAAUAUGCCUUGGUACCACCCACCCCUAAAAUCUCUGGCGUUUCUAUAUAGGCGUGAGAGACUCGAUAGCUCAGAGGAACAAAACCAAACAAGCAGCGCACUAUCCGUACACUUUCGAUUCUUCUCAGGGAGCUGUCCUGCUGAUGAUCCUCGGUCUAUCACAGAUCGUGUCCAUCGUACGCUGUUAUCACUUCUCUCGACAUUCACACGAUUGGUUCGGAACACCCCAGUCUGUCUGAAUAUUCGUAAUAAAGAAGAGAGGCCAACGCGGAACUCAGCAAUGCAGUACAUCAAAGAUAACAUUAUUCCUGAGCACUUAGUCCAGAACACUUAUUCCAGGCUCAAAACCCAGUAUGCAGCAGACUUGAUAAAUCGCUGGGUGGAGAAGACCGAUCCAUCAAAGCAUGUUUUCGAAGAUCUUUCAAUCGCAGCUUUCUUGCUCGAACUUUGGAGGAAAAUGUAUGGCAACAAUCCAACCCACUUUCCUGGAUUUGUAGAUAUUGCCUGUGGAAAUGGGGUCCUAGUGUAUAUUCUCAGAAUGGAAGGUUUCCGGGGAUGGGGUUUCGACGCAAGGGCGCGCAGAACCUGGUCUAUCUUUCCUACAAGCAUUACUGCGUGCCUCAAACAAUCGGUCUGCAUUCCAAGACCAUUUCUCGAAGCGCUACAUUCUAUCGACUACCCGCUUCCAGAAGAUCUGCUGGUCCACAACGGCAUAUUCGAACAAGGCACCUUCAUUGUCUCGAACCACGCAGAUGAGCUCACUACAUGGACACCACUUCUUGCAGCUCUGAGCUGCCCAGAGUCUCCUUUACCGUGGCUUGCAAUACCAUGCUGUUCUCAUGCAUUAUCAGGCGCGGCAAAUAGAUACCCAUCAGUCCUUCGCCAACCAGGCGACACAAAGGUUCAACAUAACAUCAAAAAGUUAGGCCCCGGCAAUGAUGCGGAUACUAGUCGUGAUGAGCAACCUAGGACAGGGGAUCUAGCUGCCUUGCGCGCUUCGAAAGACCCGGCCCCUCAGUCUUCCGAGCGGAAGUCACCAAGUGGAACCAAAUCUGCGUACGCGUCGCUCGUGGACCAAGUCAUCUCCCUGGCGACGAAACUUGAUCCUACGGAAGAUGUCGAAAAAACACUGAUGCGAAUUCCAAGCACCAGAAACAUUGGGAUUGUGGGAGGGCAGCUGAGAGGCCUAUCAUCGAAAACGGGCGGCGAAGGUCCGCUUAUGACGUAUACAUCAAACGCAGAACAGCUCGAGCGGGAGAAGCGUGCGGACUUGACCAGAAAAACCGUACGUGAAAUUGUAGAGCAGGAAUGUAUGAGAUCAGGGGGUGUAGAAGACGCUGCAACAAUUUGGAUGGGAAGGGUCAGAACGGCAAUUGGGACCACCCGCCACACGUUCGAGUCUGGUUAG
Molecule: messenger RNA, 2037 nt
Organism: Endocarpon pusillum Z07020
Lineage: Eukaryota; Fungi; Ascomycota; Eurotiomycetes; Verrucariales; Verrucariaceae
Exons: 1
Coding region: 1-2037 (678 amino acids)
Biological process (GO): tRNA methylation
Molecular function (GO): tRNA (uridine) methyltransferase activity
Source: RefSeq, a predicted model, not a curated record